AUCCCAUUCCGGACUGAACCUGAUGCAAUGGGACUUUACUGCGUGUACCCAACGCGUCCCACUUUAGCUCCUGAGGGUAACUUAACCUUAGAGAGAGUGACGGAUGCCCCAACCCUGGACGAUGAGCAAGGUGCAGCUCACGGAGUGCACCCUGGUCUCUCCACGCCCGAAAUCAGUGCUAAGCACUUGUUUGAUGGGUUCUCGAACCACACCUCUGGAGUCCUGAUGGCGUGGCAUUACUCUGGGACCAAUAGCAAUUCAGGGGCCAAUGUCAAUCGUCUUGCAGACUACCUU
Messenger RNA from Suillus discolor, 294 nucleotides. RefSeq lists its product as uncharacterized. Lineage: Eukaryota; Fungi; Basidiomycota; Agaricomycetes; Boletales; Suillaceae. The record is from RefSeq and is a predicted model, not a curated record. The annotation marks the transcript as partial. The transcript has a single exon.